Molecule: messenger RNA, 1086 nt
Organism: Recurvomyces mirabilis
Lineage: Eukaryota; Fungi; Ascomycota; Dothideomycetes; Mycosphaerellales; Teratosphaeriaceae
Gene: UFD1
Product: ubiquitin fusion degradation protein
Exons: 1
Coding region: 1-1086 (361 amino acids)
Cellular component (GO): VCP-NPL4-UFD1 AAA ATPase complex
Molecular function (GO): polyubiquitin modification-dependent protein binding
Source: RefSeq, a predicted model, not a curated record
AUGGACUUGGGAAUGUAUCAACGCGGCAUGAUGGCCAGAAGUGGUCGUCCACGCCGCUUCGAUGAGUACUAUCGCUGUUACCCAGUCGCCAUGAUGCCUGGACCAGAACGUGAUGUGGCCAACCACGGCGGCAAGAUCUUCUUACCAGCAUCGGCGCUCGACAAGCUCACCCAACUACACAUCACCUACCCCAUGCUCUUCGAGCUCACCAAUGGCAACAAGGGCAAGAGCACGCACGCCGGUGUCCUUGAAUUUACUGCAGAAGAGGGAAGAUGUUACUUGCCAUACUGGCUCAUGCAGACCCUUCUCCUCGAACCUGGCGACUUACUACAAACCAAAAGCACGGAUCUCCCACCCGGCCAGUUCAUCAAGCUCCAACCACAAAACACAUACUUCCUCGACAUCUCCGAUCCCAGAGCCGUGCUCGAGACCGCCUUCCGCAACUUCUCCUGCCUGACGCUUGGCGAUACCUUCACCUUCUCCUACAAUGAUACCGUCUACGAGAUCGCUGUGCUGGAAGUGAAGCCUGAUGGUGAGAAGCAUGCGAUCAGUGUACAAGAGACGGAUCUCGAGGUCGACUUUGCGCCACCAGUAGGCUAUCAAGAGCCGCAGAAGACGAGCGGGACGAGUACACCGCGGAGUAUUGGGUCAACGAUGGCGGGUAAAGGUGGGAUGAUGCAUGCGGAAGGCACGAUGGCUCAAGCGAUCAACUACUCUGCAAUUGCUCCUGCCACAACUGCAGCAGGCGCAGACAAGCGCUCAACAGCCUUCUCAGGCUCAGGCAACCGUCUCGUGGCAAAGAAGGGCAAGGCUAGCACAGUCGGAUCAACACCAGCAUCAAGUAUACCAGGCACACCAAAGCCAGAGCAAGGCAUAAGUAUUCCCACAUCAUCACUCCCCAAAACAACGAAAAGACGCGAUGGACCACAGCCGCUUCGCCUGGGACCCGGCAAACUAUUCUUCGGAUACGAGAUCAAGCCGCUGAAGAACAAGGAGGCGCAGGCUGAAGCCGAGGCGGAGCAAAAGGAGAAGCAACAUUUCCAGGGUGAAGGCCAGACCUUGCGGAAGAAGAAGGAUACGAAGUAG